CUUGGACUGCGCGUGGUCCGUGGACCUGACUGGACAUACGGCGAUGAAGUUCCAGAAGGCUUAUUCGGUACUGUUGUAGAAAUAGAUGGACAAUGUUGUUCUUUAGCUCCAGACAAAUCUGUCGCUGUUAUGUGGGAUUCCGGUAUCAAGGUUUACUACAGAGCUGGAUUUGGAAACGCCUAUGAUCUCCACAUGUACGACAAUGUUCAAUGUGGUGAGUCCUUGUGUCCAGUGUACGGCUUUUUGCAUCCACAAUUUCAUUUCCACAGAGAAGCUCAGUGUCAGUGGAAAUUCGUUGAUGAGCCAUUACAGCUGCCAAGUCUUUUUUUUUCUGUUUAAUUAAUACAUUUUACCUCCUCUCACUUGCUUUCCAUUCUUCGUAACUUUUUUUUUGUCUGGGUUUGCGCCUAAUAAUAUUAUUUUCUUUUCGUUUAGGUAGGCUACACGUAUAUAUUCAUAAAGUAAUUUUAAUUUAUAUUAAUUUAAUUUUUUUUUGUACUGACGAAGGUAUUUUCCAACGUGUCCAUUGGUAUUUCGUAAAAUCCUCAUGAAAGGCUGAACAUAUAUUGCUUUAUUUAUACCAAUAGUCUGUGUCUAAUUAGUGUUGUGUUUAUUUAAAAGCGACAAAAUAUCAUACAUUUUCACCUCUUAUUAUAGGAUACAGCCAGCCAUUCAAACCUGAAAAAAUAGUGAUAUGCAAGUACACACUAUACGUUCUGAAAUGGCUACAUUUAAAUACAAUUUACGGGUUUAAUAUAUUCUUAUUAUUGAUGUCCUUGCAGUUACAUUAUGGUAUUCAUUACUUUUGAUUUUAUAAUGAAAGAUCUUUUCAUCAUUAGAAACAGUCUUCGCUUUAGUUUUGCAUUUGUAACGUCCUGUUACAUGUAAAAUUGUCUUUUAAAUUUUAAAAAUAUCAUUUUAGGUUAUUAUGAUUAAAAAGAGUAGUUUAAAAAAAAAAAAAAUUGAGAACCCAUUUUCGUCCACAACAGGCGCGCUCCACGAAUUCAGAACUUGCACAAGCUGCGGAGAACAAGAGAUUGCAGGCUUCAGGUGGAAGUGUGCAUUUUGUCCAGCCACCGACCUGUGCACCUGGUGUUACAUGUCAGACAAGCAUGACAUCUCACACAUGUUCAUCAGAUAUGAAACUCAGUUUUCCAUUGGGUAAGUCUAUACGUUGUUUGCUUUACCAAAAAAAAAAUUGAAUUAGAUUAAUGAGAAAAACAUAUAUGAAAUGAAGUGGUUGGAUGCUAUUUUAAAACCAAAACCAGGAUAAAGACAUGGCAUCAAUGAAAAAUUGUGAAUUUCGCUUAAACCGUAUGGCGACAACCUACAAAAUCAUGCUAUCAAUUUAUUUUCCAUAUACAUUCUAUCCGUUGCAUUACUUGCAUAAAAUAGAGCAGUAACUACAAUGUCUAAAAUUCCUCUCCAUUCUGCAGCGCUUUACUUUUGUCAGGGAUUUAUGCUCACUCUUAUUCGUUUAUUUUAUUUUUAGCUAGGAUACAUAUAUAUAUGUCAAUAAAUAUCAUGUAAAGUUCAUUUAUACAGAUAUGAAUGUUUUUUAUUUUACUGGUGAAUGCAUUUGCCGAGACAUUUACAUUUGUAUUUAUUGCUCAUCAUUUGUAAAGGAUGACCUGUAUUGUUUUAAUUACAUUUUUUUUUACAUUGCAAGAUACCUUUAGUUAAUGUAUUAAGUUUAACUGUUAUAUGGCGUAACGAAGCCGACACAUGAACUCUUUAGCGACCCGUAACCGACUGGAUACCCUUGCUCGAGACGCGUAGCUAGAGUGUUUGGCGCACAGAGGCGUAGCUAUAGUGGUUGACACCCAGAGGCGGCGUAGCUAGAGUGUUUGGUGGGCGGGGACUAAAUUCACGUUAAAGAGCCUCCCUUUCUUUGUUCAACUCUCAAACCCAUGAUUGUCAUCAAUAAAAUAAUAUCAAUGUACGUUUCGGCACCCUUAAAUAGUCUGGCGCCCAGGGACCUCUUCCCUUUCCCCAGUCCGACCUAGCUACGCCUCUGACUUGUCUCCUCGUGCUACAGUUAUAUCCAAAUCUGUCCAUGACACGUUGCUUAGCCUUUACUCCUCCAGAAUUUAUAAACGGUUCCCAUCGACUCUCGACAACUACCCAGAUUCUUAAACUCCUAUCCAAUACUCAUAAAACACUUACCCUCUUGAACACUUAUCUAGGACAUAAUCUAUGUCAGAAAGUUUCCGGAAUUAUUUUCCAAAGAAUCUCGUCAUUACUGCAAAGUCUUCUUAGUGUAAGCAUUUGGGAGAAAGGAAAGGAAUUUUAACAUGACCGAGGAUGGGACGAUGACUGAGGCAGUAAGCUGUUCCUCUCUGAUGUCUUCUAAUGAAUGGACGUUGAUACUAUGUUCUUGUGAAGGUUCAUUUUGAUGUCAAAAAAAUAUUGGCAGAACGUUCAUGAACGUUCAGGAAGUAAAUUUGAUUGAUGGAUAUAACGUUGUUUUGUGUCGUAUAUACGUUGGAAAGUCCCAUGGAAUCAUUAAUACAUCUUUUGUAGUAUUCACUUUGGAAAUUCCCAUGGAAUCAUUAAUACAUCUUUUGUAGUAUUCACUUUGGAAAUUCCCAUGGAAUCAUUAAUACAUCUUUUGUAGUAUUCACUUUGUAAUUCCCAUGGAAUCAUUAAUACAUCUUUUGUAGUAUUCACUUUGGAAAUUCCCAUGUAAUCAUAAUACAUCUUUUGUAGUAUUCACUUUGGUAAUUCCCAUGAAAUCAUUUAUACAUCUUUUGUAGUAUUCACUUUGGUAAUUCCCAUGCAAUCAUCAAUACAUCUUUUGUAGUAUUCACUUUGGAAAUUCCCAUCCAAUCAUCAAUACAUCUUUUGUAGCAUUCACUUUGGUCAUUCCCAUGGAAUCAUUUAUAUUAUUAUUCACAGAAUUCUGGGAAAUGACACUAUGUAUCCUCCUAAUGGCACAAAAGAAAAAGACAAAUAAAACUCGGUCCCAUGUUCAUACCCAUGGCCAUACCACCAAUACCACCAAUACCACCAAUACCACCAACACCACCAAUACCACCAAUACCACCAAUACCACCAACUUGAUUUUUUUUUAAAGAUCGCUUACAUAAAAAAGAGUUAUAUAAACCAGCUCUGCCAAAUGUUCAUUGGAUCUUUAUUUGGAAAAUAGGAUAAGGGUUCUUAUUUAGAAAGAAUGAAAAGCAGUAAGUCAAUCUGUGUCAGGAAUCAGCACGUACAAUGAAAAUGCGCCCAUUUAAAAAAAAAGAAGUGAGUAGGUUUAGUUAGGCUCAUUUUUUUUUCAAGCCCCAGUUUCCAACAAUGUCCGAGAAACAGUGAACCUGACCCUUUUGAUUCAACAGUUUGAGACCCCCUGAUACACGGAAUGAGAGAAAAAAAAAUGAUAAACCAGACCUAAAAGGAAGACACUCGCCUACAAUUAACCAAACAUGGAUUUUUUUCCAAUGCCAACCAGGGACGUACACAUUUGUACAUCACGUGUCUCGUGAAAACUUUGUACAUCAUUCACCAGGACAAGAUUCGAUACAAUAGAGUAACAUUAAAAUAUUACAAUUAGAUGCUUGUAAAAAAAAAGUGUUAACAAGAAUUCAAUACGCUUAAUGUAGAUCUAUCAAGCACAAACAAUGAUAUCAUCACAUAUUAUUUAAAAAAAUGUGCCUACUGUAUUGCUACGUUGCCAUGGUAAUAAAUGCACAUAAGAAAACAACUAACGUAUUUAUGGGCGCAUAACACGCACCGGCGUAACAUACGCACCUCAUUUUAAGAAGGAAAUUUCAGGAAAAAAAAACGUAACAUUAUAUUAGCUCAUAACACGCACACAUCAUUUGCCCCCUAUUUUCAGGGAGAGAAAGUGCGUGUUAUACGACGAUAAAUACGGCGGUUAUUGCAAAUAAAAAUGUAUGUUUCAAAACUGAAAAUUAAUCAUCCUCGAUUUGAAAUUAGAAAGCGUGUGUUUAAAACAGUUGCAAUAAUUUAUUUUGUCUCCUGCAUUCCUAACGAAUAAAACAACGUAACAUUAUAUUAGCUCAUAACACGCACACAUCAUUUGCCCCCUAGUUUCAGGGAGAGAAAGUGCGUGUUAUACGACGAUAAAUACGGCAGUUAUUGCAAAUAAAAAUGUAUGUUUCAAAACUGAAAAUUAAUCAUCCUCGAUUUGAAAUUAGAAAGCGUGUGUUUAAAACAGUUGCAAUAAUUUAUUUUGUCUCCUGCAUUCCUAACGAAUAAAACAACGUAACAUUAUAUUAGCUCAUAACACGCACACAUCAUUUGCCCCCUAGUUUCAGGGAGAGAAAGUGCGUGUUAUACGACGAUAAAUACGGCAGUUAUUGCAAAUAAAAAUGUAUGUUUCAAAACUGAAAAUUAAUCAUCCUCGAUUUGAAAUUAGAAAGCGUGUGUUUAAAACAGUUGCAAUAAUUUAUUUUGUCUCAUGCAUUCCUAACGAAUAAAACAAAUUUAAAAUAAUUGCAUAGUGUACUUAUGAUGAAAAAAGAAAAUACCUUAUAUAAAAAUUUCAAAAAAUCCUUGUCUCCACCACUAGGAUAUCGCUUUGGUAGCCUGUGGAUAUCAUUUAAAUAUUUAUUAUAGGUUUCAAAAGAAUGAUUUUAAAACACGCACGAGCUGAUCCAAAACUCCAUUGCAGCGUUAGAGUCCCCCCUCGAUGUGACUGUCAGGGUGACAAACGAUUGGCUAAUGGCAUUUUCAACGGUGCAUUUGUGACCCGUGGGGAAGACUGGAAAGCGGGUAAUCAAGAUGG
This is a messenger RNA of Lymnaea stagnalis (great pond snail), 4750 nucleotides long. The record is from the annotation of a GenBank genome assembly. Lineage: Eukaryota; Metazoa; Mollusca; Gastropoda; Lymnaeidae.